This is a messenger RNA of Podarcis muralis (Common wall lizard), 1085 nucleotides long. NCBI's taxonomy places the organism in Eukaryota, Metazoa, Chordata, Lepidosauria, Squamata, Lacertidae. The record is from RefSeq and is a predicted model, not a curated record.
UGAUCUUAGUAGCAUCACAUUCCUGAUAUACGGGGAUAAUACAUUGGGUGUUUCGUUAAAAAAAAAAGAGUCUUAUGUAAUCACUUUUUUUCAGAAUCUUGCUGCUGAAAAAACUUAUAAUAACUUAGAUAUCACAGUGACACAAGCCCUACAACACCGCUCUCAGUAUUUUGAAGGUGUUGUGAAAUGCAGUAAGCUGGAAACACUGGAGACCAUCGUGGACCGGAUAGUUAAAGCUGAGGUGCAUCGAUUGGUGGUAGUGAAUGAAGCAGAUAGUAUUGUUGGUAUCAUCUCCCUCUCGGACAUCCUACAAGCUCUGGUGCUCUCACCAGCUGGUGCCAAACAAAAGGAAAGUGAAACUGAAUGAUUGCUGUGAACGUAUAAACCUUUGUAGAAGAACUUGAUUGAAGUUACUGGGUCAUCUUUGCCUCAAGAACACUGGCAGCACUAGAGAAGAGAGAAAUGGGGAUGAGUAUGUGUGUAUUGGGACUGAGUGUUGGGUAACUAGUCUAUUACUUCCCAGUGACUGUCACACACAAAAAGCAGCAUGACAAAAAGCUUAUGUAUUAAAUACAGGCUUGCAUUUCAAAAUGUUUGCUGAAAGACUUCACAUGAUGUCGUUCAUCUAAAAUGCACUGUAUCCUGAAACAAACAUCUUUUGUAUUUGAUAGAAGUCACUGCUCAGCAACAGAUCUCUGACAUAAGGCAAGUGUAUGGCAUAUUCAUAUCAUAGUGCCUUAUGUCAAAAAGCCAACAAUAUGUCAUCGCUGUUGCCCAUCACAAUAAGAGGAAGUAUUGUGUGAAACGAGACACUGUAUUUGAAUGUUCAAGUUGCUAAACCUAAAACCAAAUCAGUUUCAGUUAUCAUUAGAUUUGUCAUAAAAGCUGUAAUUUGAAUAUCAGUAGAUUACCUUAAGACUUUAAUGACAGUUUUGUGUGUUUAUAAAUGUUGCAUUCUGAAGAGAUGGUAAAACAAGACUGAUCUAAAACCAGCUUUAUUUAUUUUUAUUUUCUUGCAAUUUUUUACACAUCUUUGGUGGAUAGCUAAAACUUCACCAUAUUCAUUAAUAAAACAUUGAUUGUUA